Molecule: messenger RNA, 1914 nt
Organism: Malus domestica (apple)
Lineage: Eukaryota; Viridiplantae; Streptophyta; Magnoliopsida; Rosales; Rosaceae
Source: RefSeq, a predicted model, not a curated record
CUAGCAUGGAAGAACUUUCCAAAAUAAUAAGAAAACGCGAAAAACGUACAAGAAAUUAGAAAAGAACGCAAAGAAGGCUCUUCCCGGCAUCCUUUCUUAAAGACAAAAACAAAAUCCAAUCGGCAAAAAAUCUCAGUGAAGGAAAAAUACAACAGCAACAAGUCGGAUCCGGAUUCGGGUCUGUCCGUAUGAUUCGAUUUCAUUCUCCGGUGGCGGCAGAGAAAGAGGCGGAGCAUUUUGUGAGCCUAACAAUGGAGGACGAUAAGAAGAAGAAGAAGAGGAACAAGAAGAAGAAGAACAAGCAGGACGAGGCCACCAACGAUGUUCUGUUUCCGGCAACGGACAAGUUUCUCAGGCAGCCGGAGAUGUUCAUUCCGACGAUGCCUCGUCCGUCGGCAAUGGCCAGGUUUCAGAGGCCGGUGCGGGUGCUCGUUCCGAUGCUGUGCGAGACGGAGACGGAUAUGUGAACGGGAAGAAGCAUGAGAGCAAUGGCACGGAAUCUAGAUUAUUAGCUGAAUCUGAGAAAAAAUGGCUCCAAAGAGAGAAAAUAACCAGUUUUUACAGGCUACAUUAGAAGAAACAAUCAAACAAUUACAAAUCGAAAGGGACAUAUAUAUACGGAAGGAGGCUACAUUAAAGGAUACUGUUAAACAAUUACGGAAUGAGAAUGCUUCGCGUAUACAGAAAGAGGCAACAUUACAUGAUACAAUUAAGCAAAUGCGGGAUGAAACGGAUUCACAUACACAGAAAGAGGCUGGUCUACAGAUGGAAAAUGAACAUUUACAGAGCGAAAAAGUUUUGUGGCUUCAGAAAGAGGUUGGAUUAGAGGACAAAAUUGGUCGGUUAGUAGAUGAAAAAGGCACUUUGCAUUUGGAAAAGACAAGCUUACAGGAAAAGUUUAAACAUCUAGAGGGAGAUAGAGAGACCUGGACUCUAAAGGAGGAUUCGUUUAAAGGAACGUUAGCAACUCUGAAUGACGAUAUUGCUAGAUUACGAGCACAGGUGUCGGAAUUGGAACAAUCCAGGAAUAAUCUUGUACAAGAAAAUCAACAGCUGAUGGAAAACAUUUCUAGUUUGCAGUUGCAAAUUAAGAAUCUUGAGAGUGUCUACUCUACUCCAGCAUCAGACAAACUUGCAAAGCAGGCUUCGGAACAUGAGGAAUUGAACUCUCAGGUUGAAGCAGCAUGUUCACUAGUUGAGAAAUUAGUUGCAGAGAAUGCAGAGCUUGUUGAGAAGGUGAAUGAGUUGUAUGGUGAACUUGACCGACGGAGCCUCACAGUUGAACUUGCUUCAACAACAGAAUCUAAUACACCAGUUGUACCUCCUGAAACUGCCAGUGUCAUUGAUCCCGUGUCCCUAUCCACUGAGGAUAUGUCGACGUCAGAUGAGAAGCUUGAUUCCCCCAAAGUUGUUCCAAUCAAACAGGAGAUGCAUAGUAAUGGUAACAUGGAUUCUGAACAUGAUGCUUUAGUUCCAGAACUGCCAGUAUCCGAUGAAGUUAGUGAAAUUGUUCAAAUUCCGUUGGAUGAGAAUGAAGUCAGAAAUCUAGAGGUGUCUCUCGAGAAUGACAAAAAUGCCGGUGUGCCACUCGUAGAAGCUCCCUUGAUUGGUGCUCCUUUCCGGUUAAUGUCAUAUGUUGCUAGAUAUGUUAGCAGUGCUGACUUAGUUAACAAGGGAUCUGCUUAACUCUAGUUAUUUAGCUUUCUACCUCGCCAUGAGCAGGGGCAUAAUUUCCUGAGAUUUUUGUCGAAGUAAGAAAUACUAUUCGUUUAGAGAUUAAAGACAGGCCUUUACUUUGGCCAUUUACAUUGUUAAAGUAUCAGAAUCUGUAACUUGUGUUGAAGAAAUACUUGUAAGCUGUGUGUUUUUCGCAGCAAGACAACACUUAGUUCAUCAACCGCACCUUCUUUUAUA